AUGUGGUGGUGUCUUCACGACAGAGGCUUUCGUGUUUUCUGGCUUCUUGUGCUUUCGUGUGUUUGCAACGUGACUGGACAAGUGCGAUAUUCAGUACCAGAGGAAACGAGCAAAGGUUUUGUCAUCGGUAACAUCGCAGAGGAUCUAGGCAUCGACUUAAAACGGCUAAGGGGCGGCCGAGCUCGUAUUGUAGCCGGGGACAACAGUGGUUAUGUUGAGCUGAACACAGACAAAGGGACGCUGGCGGUGAGUGAGAGGAUAGACCGGGAGCUCCUCUGUGAACAGAUUUCUCCCUGCAGUUUCACCCUAGAGAUGAUAUUAGAGAAUCCGAUUGAGUUAUAUGAAGUGACAAUUAUGAUACAAGAUCAGAAUGACAACGCACCUCAGGUCCUUUACCCAGUACAAACUGGUGGUUCUGUAGUGGCUGAGAUUGUGCCUCGUUCAGCUGAUAUUGGCUAUCUGGUGACCAAAGUGGUGGCUGUUGAUGCGGACUCUGGACAGAAUGCCUGGCUCUCGUAUAAACUACAGAAACCUGCAGACAGGCCGCUGUUUGAAGUGGGCUCACAGAAUGGAGAGAUCAGAACUGUGCGCCAGGUGACUGAUAAAGAUGCUGUGAAACAGAAACUCACUGUUGUAGUGGAGGACAACGGACAGCCGUCUCGCUCAGCAAUAGUGAAUGUGAACGUGGCGGUUACGGACAGCUUUCCUGAAGUAUUAUCGGAGUUCACAGUGUUCACACACAGCCAUGAUUACAAUGACAGCCUUACAUUUUACUUAGUGUUGGCCUUGGCUGUUGUAUCUUUUCUCUUCAUUUCGUGUUUAGUCGCUAUCAUUUCAGUAAAAAUCUACCGAUGGAGGCAAUCCCGCCUGUUUUAUCAGUCAAGUCUGCCCGUCAUUCCAUACUACCCGCCACAGUAUGGAGACACUGCAGGCACUGGGACUUUACAGCGCGUGUACAAUUAUGAGGUGUGCAUGACGACAGAUUCUAGAAAGAGUGACCUAAAGUGCAUGAGACCUGGCAGUCAAAGCAUCAUUAGCCUUGACACUGGAGGGACACUGACUCUGCCACUCCCAUCAAGAGACAAAGCAAUCUUUGACACUGAUGAUAACCAGUUAAAAAAUCAGUUUAAUGUUCCAGAUGUUUAA
Messenger RNA from Sardina pilchardus (European sardine), 1146 nucleotides. RefSeq names its product protocadherin gamma-A8-like. The record is from RefSeq and is a predicted model, not a curated record. Bases 1 to 1146 code for a protein of 381 amino acids. Gene Ontology annotation, molecular function: calcium ion binding. Gene Ontology annotation, cellular component: plasma membrane. Lineage: Eukaryota; Metazoa; Chordata; Actinopteri; Clupeiformes; Clupeidae. The transcript is spliced from 3 exons. Gene Ontology annotation, biological process: homophilic cell-cell adhesion.